This is a messenger RNA of Seriola aureovittata, 3340 nucleotides long. Its product is annotated as gastrula zinc finger protein XlCGF57.1-like. Gene Ontology annotation, molecular function: RNA polymerase II cis-regulatory region sequence-specific DNA binding; DNA-binding transcription activator activity, RNA polymerase II-specific. NCBI's taxonomy places the organism in Eukaryota, Metazoa, Chordata, Actinopteri, Carangiformes, Carangidae. The coding region runs from base 216 to 2003 and encodes 595 amino acids. The record is from RefSeq and is a predicted model, not a curated record. Gene Ontology annotation, biological process: regulation of transcription by RNA polymerase II. Gene Ontology annotation, cellular component: nucleus. The transcript has 3 exons.
GCAGCGUUAGCUGUUGGUAUAUGUGGAGUUAGCUUGAAGAUGACGGUGUAGUCGUAUCGCAGGUAAAUAUUUCAGUGGUAACUAAGCAACAAUGUCUUCAGUUCAGUAUCUGAGAGAGUUUGUCAACGAGCGACUAACUGCUGCUGCUGAAGAAAUAUUCGGAGUCUUUGAACAAACUAUCGUCGAGUACGAGGAAGAGAUCGAAGCGUAGACAGAUGGAUAUCGUUUGGAAACCCAAAAUAAAGCUACACAGGACAGAGCUCCCACAGCAUCAUGUCUGUAAGGAGGAGGAGGUUCUCACUGACCAGCAGCUCUGUGACCAGGAGAGGAACUCCAGUCUGGACCAGGAGGACCCAGAGCCUCCACAGAUUAAAGAGGAAGAGGAGGAACUCUGCACCAGUCAGGAGGGAGAGCAGCUUGUACUGAAGCAGGAGACUGAUACCUUGAUGUUGACUCCUACUAAUGAGGAAAGUGACCACCAGCUCCUUUCUCACAACUGUAACACUCAGACAGAGCUCCCACAGCAACAUGUCUUUAAGGAGGAGGAGGUUCUCACUGACCAGCAGCAGUUUAACAAGGAGAGGAACUCCAGUCUGGACCAGGAGGACCCAGAGAUUAAAGAGGAAGAGGAGGAACUCUGCACCAGUCAGGAGGGAGAGCAGCCUGUACUGAAGCAGGAGACUGAUACCUUUAUGUUGACUCCUACUAAUGAGGAAAGUGACCACCAGCUCCUCUUUCACAACUCUCCUGUAGCUGAGAGCCAAGAUCAGAAAGGAAGCAAGGAUGUAGACCCAGAAUCAAAGAGUCACUUUAACACUCAGACAGUUAAAAAGUCUUUCAAAUGUGAAACUUGUGAAAAAGAUUUUAAGUGUAAAUCCCAACUGAACAUACAUAUGAGAAAACACACAGGUGAGAAGCCGUACCACUGCAACACCUGUGGGAAAUAUUUCAGGCAGAUAUCAUCACUGAAUGUACAUCUAAGAACCCACUCUGAUGAGAAGCCAUACACCUGCAGCACCUGUGGGAAAAGAUUCUCCCAGAAAGCAAAUUUGCAUAAGCACAUAACAACUCACACAGGUGAGAAACCUUAUUCUUGUGAAACAUGUGGGAAACUUCUCACAUCUAGUUUGGGUUUGUUGAUCCACAUGAGAACCCACACAGGUGAAAAGCCUUACCUUUGCAAGACCUGUGGGAAAAGAUUUACAUCCAUGUCAAUAUGGACAACUCACAUGAGAAUCCAUACAGGCGAGAGGCCGUACUUGUGCAAAACAUGUGGUAAAGGUUUCAAAUGUGAUCCUGCCCUGAAAGUCCACAUGAGAAUCCACACAGGUGAGAGGCCAUAUUCCUGUGAAACAUGUGGGAGAAGUUUCAUUACUAAAGAGGGUAUGAUGGCCCACAGGAGAACUCACACAGGUGAGAAGCCAUUCCUCUGCAACACCUGUGGGAAAAGUUUCCGUCAUACAAAAACUCUUAAUGAUCACAUAAGAAUCCACACAGGUGAGAAGCCAUAUUUUUGCGAGACUUGUGGGAAAACUUUCAGACUUGGUGGUGAAUUGGCAGUCCACAUCAGAACCCACACAGGUGAGAAACCGUACCUUUGCAAGACAUGUGGGAAAAGGUUUCGUGCCAAGUCAGCACUUAAUUCCCAUGUAAAAAUCCACACAGGUGAAAAACCAUAUUCGUGUGAGACUUGUGGGAAAACUUUCAGUUUUAGUAGUCAUUUGAGAGUCCACAUUAGAAAACACAGUGAGAAGCCGUGCCUUUGCAAGACCUGUGGAAAAAGAUUUUGUAGAGAGUCAGUAUUGAAACAACAUACAAUGAUCCACACUGGUGAAAAACCAUAUUCUUGUGAGACAUGUGGUAAAGCAUUCAGACAAAGUAGUGUUUUGACAGUCCAUAUGAGAAUUCACACAGGUGAGAGGCCAUACUCCUGCAACACCUGUGGGAAGAGUUUCAAGCAGCAAGCAAACUUGCAAAACCACAUACGGCUUCAUACAGGUUAAAGGUGUAGGAGACAUGUAGGAGAGCUUUCGGCUUAGGGGUGAACUGAAAGUCCAUAUGAGAGGAGCGCACAUUGGAGAGAAACCACAUCACUGCAAAACCUGAGGGAAAAGAUACUUCAUGUGUUUCAGUUGGGAAGGCAUUUAAGAUCACAUCCAGGAAAGUAGUUUGAUUUGUAAAAUAUGAGGGAGGAUACAAUUUUUGUGAUUCAGAGAUAAGACACAAGAACCCACGGAAGUGAAGAGCCACAUAAUUGCAGUUCUUCUGAGAAAAGUUUUUCUCAAAUCACACAGUUGGAAAAACAUCUGAGAGUUUACACAGGAGAAACCAUCAGGAUGUAUCUUGUUUGGCGAAGAGUUCACCAACUGAAUCAAAUACACUUUGCAAUAAAUACAUCUCUUUAAUAUAAUGUAUAACAUUUUCCACCGGAAAGAGGUCACAAUAUCUUAGUUUAAUGUAGUACAGUGUCAACUAGGGGUGAUCAAUUAAUCAAAUUUUAUUUUUGAUUACGAUUUUGGCCUCCAACAAUUAUAAAAACAAGAUAUAAUCGAGGGAAAAUUAUAAUUUUGCCGCAAUCCAUUUCUCAACAAAUUUCAACCCGUCUACAAAUGUUUGUUGUUGCAACAUAAAAGUUUUCUUCCACAAUCACCAACUCUGUUUCUGAUUAAGACAUACGUCUAUGAUGCAUUUUUGCUGUUCACUACGCAGAGGUAGGGAUAGUAUAGCAUAGUUCCUACGAGUAUAAAUGAUUGGCCUCACAAGUUGAUGUUAAUUUUUUUAAUUUUAUGUUCUAUCAAAGGUAUUCAGGUGGACUGUGAGUUGUGUGACAUUGAAGUUAACUUCUAGUGCUGUACAAUCACCUAUGUUGUCAUCCCACCAACUAGAGUCUUUACUUUUUUGUUUAGAGCCAUUUCCUUUCAUUUUAUAUUUACAUGUAUUUUUUUAUUUAAUUAAUCUGAUAUAAUUUUGUUCUUUCACACUUUAGAGGUGACACACAGAUUAAAAAAUGUACAAAAUGAACUACAUGUUUCUGUAAAAUGUGCUAUAUAAGGAAACUGACUUGUUUUUGUGAUAGAUAGAUUGUUGAUAGUAAAAAAUGUUUUCAGUGCUGGUUAUUUAGACUGAUGUUUCCACAUUGAUGGAUUGUAGUCAUAGUGAAGAGGAGUUGUUUUCAGAGUUCAAUUAUAACACACAACAGGUGUUUUAGUGUUGUAGCUCACCUGCUGUAAGUGAACUUAUAGUUUGAUAUGAUACAGUUUGGUAAUGUGAUCAAUGUAAGUGCCUCAUAUUAAGCAAUCAUACUAAAAGGGAUGGAAUAUAACUGAUUACAUUUACUCAA